GAAAACUUUUAAAAUGUUAAUAAAAAAAAUAAAAAAAUAAAUUACACUAAAAUAUAACUAGCACCAGAAACACGCAUCCUAAUACUUUUUGAGGUGUUUUUAUACAGUUUAAAUUACUUCAGGUGUGGAUUUUAUGCAGAUGUGACUAUUAAAAUGCAGUUAUGAUGACGGUCAAGACAUUUCAAAUUAAGAGAAUCUAAUUAAAUACCAUAACAAUUGUGUAAUCACAGCAUUUAGGGGCCAAGAUGAUUGUACUAUGAUUUAGCACAGUGUUGCGAGCCACUCUGAGCAUGCAUGUGUAUAUACGAGUGUGUUUCUCCACUGCUGGUGUGUGUGCUCUUGCUGAGUUGACAUUAUGAGAGAGGACGGCUCCUGGCUCUGAUUUCUGAUGUAUUCUGAAGUUUACAAUGAGCCUCCGGUGAAGAGACUGGCUUCAGCUAGAUGAAUCAUCCUCACCGACAGUGAGAGAAAGAGAGAGAGAGAGAGAGAGAGAGAGAGGCAAAGCAGCUGAGAAUUAAUCAGGGAGGUUAAAUGUGCUUACAACAGAGAUAUCGAUGAUACAGAGGAAAACUGAUGUCUUCUCAUGGAACUGGGGCAUCUCAUAAAACCCCCUAAGAGAAAUAUAAUUCGAAACAAAUGAAACAUGUAUUGACAUACAGAGCUACAAAAUUUAUGUGUAUGGAAUUACAUAUUUUGAUCUGUAGGGAGGUUGAAGAGAAUUUAUUUUACGCAUGAACUAAAUAUGCUCACUAACAAUCACUUGUAUCUCAUUCACUAACAACCAUACAGUUAUUCCAUUGUUAAUACAUCUAAAUAUCAGUGCAUAUUAUAAAAAUGGUUGUUUGUUUGAGUGCAAACAUUAGGUUUAUGAUCGAUUGCACCUUAUUUACAAAACACAAUUAAUAUUGUGUAAUUAUAGCCUGCAGAAAGAGGGCAGAAGUGAUCCCAACCUCAGUGAUUCAUUGAUUAUAUGAUGGAGAGGAGCAUUUUUAUUGCUGAAAACACAAUUACAAUAAGGCAAUAUAAAAAACAAAAAAAGAUAAACAUAAAAUAAUGGGGAAAAAGUAUCUUAAUGGCAUAAAAAUACCAGAAUGUUUAAAUAAAUGUAUUUUGCCAUUUAACUUAAAAAAAUAUAUAUUAAUAAUAUGUUGGAAUAGUGGGUGUGUUUGUGCUGUCAUCUAAUUUGCAUAAAUCAUUUGCUACAUUAUUCUAGAGCAAUGCAUAUUACAUCACUAUAAUUUUUACUGAAAUCUCCUCUCAGAGUUUGGCACAUUUUGGCCAACAUCUGAUAACUGAAUAAACUUUUGAUGCCAAUAACGGUAUAUUUGCAAAGAGGUUGAUGCUUCAAAUGUCUGAGGUGAGAGUGGCCUAAACAGGAAACGAUCGGGCUCUGUGGGCAAGUGCCAGCUCAGCAGGUGAAUUCUGGGAAGGGCUUCCUGUCCUCCCCUAAUUACCUGCCGUGGCCUUUGGAUGGGAUGCUGUGAUUUGGCAGCCUUGGCGCAUCCGUGCCUGGUGUGACCCAACCUCACCUCUUCCCAUGGAGCUUUUGUGUCUUUGAUUUGAACGCUGGCCCUCGUUGCUGGGCGGCACAACUACACGCCAAGUGUGGGUAUUUUUAGCUCUAGCCUCACAUCCGUAUGCGUGUAAUCAACUGUUUUCAUACAUGCACUCGCCAGUUUGUGUUUUUGGAUUAGUGUCUUCAGCAUCUAGCUCAGGGAAAGGUGAUACGCACGUCCGUGCGAGCCUCUUUGUCUGUUUUUGCCUUGUUUGGAUGGACGGCUUCAAAAAUGAGCAGCUGAGAGAGAGAAAGAGGGAGGGAAGUGAGUAAAAAGGGACGGUGGGGAAAAUGAAGGGAGGGUAAAAGGGAAAGAGAGAGAGUGCAAGCAAGUGAACAAGCAAUCUUGGCUUUUCUCUUCUGAGCAGCCCUUCACACUGAGAAACAUGUCUUCUUUUUCUGAUCCCUCCAUCCAUUCCAUCACUCCUCCCUUCCUGUCACCCUGAUGUCCUGCACCCCCACCCUUGGAUCUUUUACAUCCUUUCCCUAAACUCCAUCUUUCCUAGAAGAUAAGCCUGCAGACUUCAUCUCACCAUCCGUAAUCCAUGCAUGGAGACAUGUGGAUGCUCACACACGUGUGCAAGCGGCUGCAUUGACUCUCAAGAGCGUAAAAUUAGCAGAAGGGACUUUACUAUGGGAAACUGCGUUAAAUCGCCGCUUAAGAAUUUCUCCAAGAAGGACCGGAAGCGCAGCUACAAAGCAGUGCAAUCAUGUGAUGAAGGAGUGAGAUCUGGAGAGGCCCUCGCGGCCUUGACUCAGAACUCAACAUACAUGCACAAUGUGCUCGGGCCUGCCUGCAUCUUCCUCCGCAAGGGCUUCGCUCAGAGCCGGCAGGCUGUACAACAGAGAGCUGAGACCAGAGGAAAUGGAUGAGCUACGAGAAGCCUUCAAAGAGUUUGAUAAAGACAAAGAUGGCUUCAUUGGCUGCAAAGACCUUGGCAACUGCAUGAGAACCAUGGGAUACAUGCCUACUGAGAUGGAGCUCAUCGAACUGAGCCAGCAGAUCAACAUGAACUUGGGAGGACAUGUGGACUUUGAGGACUUUGUGGAGCUGAUGGGCCCCAAACUUCUGGCUGAGACGGCAGAUAUGAUCGGAGUAAAGGAAUUGAGAGAUGCUUUCAAAGAGUUUGACACCAAUGGAGACGGUCAGAUCAGUACAGCAGAACUAAGAGAGGCCAUGAAGAAACUUCUGGGCCAGCAGGUGGGUCACAGAGAUCUGGAGGACAUUCUGCGGGACAUCGAUUUAAAUGGAGACGGGCACGUGGACUUUGAAGAAUUUGUGCGAAUGAUGUCGCGCUAG
This is a messenger RNA of Carassius auratus (goldfish), 2855 nucleotides long. RefSeq names its product calcium binding protein 1b (gene cabp1b). Gene Ontology annotation, cellular component: cytoplasm. The transcript is spliced from 8 exons. Gene Ontology annotation, molecular function: calcium ion binding; calcium channel regulator activity. The record is from RefSeq and is a predicted model, not a curated record. Bases 2334 to 2855 code for a protein of 173 amino acids. NCBI's taxonomy places the organism in Eukaryota, Metazoa, Chordata, Actinopteri, Cypriniformes, Cyprinidae.